AUGUCACAAAAGCGUAUCUUCAUGACCGGUGCCACCGGCUAUCUCGGGCAGGUUCUGACAGAAUUUGCCAUCGCCGAGGGCUACACCGUCCGCGGGCUGUCGCGCGCCGAAGCCAACGAUGCGAAACUCACCAUGCUGGGCGCAACCCCCGUGCGCGGCGACCUCGAGACCCUCGACGUCCUCGAGACCGAGUCCAACCAAGCCGACAUAGUGAUGCACCUCGCCGAUGCCCUCCUUAGCCUGGGCUUCGACACGCCCUACGACAAGGUCCUGGCCAUCGACGCCGCAGCCGUAGACGCCAUGAUCACGGGCUUAUUAGAGUCUUCAAAUCCAGAGACCAAGACCCUCAUCACAACAUCGGGCACCAUGAUGGCACGCCCGGACCCGGACGGCGGGGAGACGGCCGAGGACGCGCCGGUCAUGACCGAGUCGCCCAUCACGCGGUACAAGGCGUGGGACCACGCCAAGGCCGCGGCGGCGAAGGCGGGCGUGAGGGCCCUGUGCGUGCGCCUCGCGCCCUUCGUCUACGGGCGCGGCGGCAGCGGCGUCAGGAUGUUCAUGGAGGGAGCCGCCGCGGCGGGGGCCGCGACGUACGUGGAUGGCGGGUCCACGCGCACGACGACGGUGCACGUUGACGACGCGGCGAGGCUGUACCUGUUGGUCGCCCAGAAGGGCAGGGCUGGUGAGGCGUACAAUGCGUCUGCCGAGACUCAUGUUACCAUGAAGGAGCUCCAGGGGGCUGUUGGGCAGACUCUGGGCGUGCCUGCGUUGGACCUAUCCAAGGAGAUCGCGUUGACUAAGAUGCCGCCUUUCCUUGUCAAUUUCUUGGUCAUUGAGAACAGAGGCUCGAACAAGAAAGCCGUAUCGGAAUUAGGCUGGCGCCCUACGGAGCCGGGUAUCGUGGAGGAUAUUCUGAAAGGCUCGUAUGUUGAUGUUGCGAAGAAUCUAGAGAAAAGCGAAUGA
Molecule: messenger RNA, 963 nt
Organism: Diaporthe citri
Lineage: Eukaryota; Fungi; Ascomycota; Sordariomycetes; Diaporthales; Diaporthaceae
Exons: 1
Coding region: 1-963 (320 amino acids)
Source: RefSeq, a predicted model, not a curated record